AUGGCCUCGACCAACUAUGCCAGGCUGCGCGAGCAGACCAUGGGCUCGCAAGAAGAUGAAGAAGCAGUCACCGUCAACACAAGAGCCUUGAUUGACAAGGUGCUGGCUCGCUACUCCGGAGAAUGGACAACCUUACGAGAACUUAUCCAAAACGCCGCCGAUGCUCAAGCCUCGAAGGUCACCAUCCGAUUCGAGACGACUCCUUCCUCGACCAUACCUCUUCCCUCGACCCAAGACCCCUCCGACCACCUCAAGCACGUUCUCCUACACCACACAGUCAAGACGCUACUCGUGACGAACGAUGGCGACGUCUUCAACGAGAACGACUGGCAGCGGCUGAAGCGGAUAGCGGAGGGCAACCCAGAUGAGACGAAGAUCGGUGCGUUCGGUGUAGGCUUCUACAGCGUGUUCGCGGACUGUGAGACGCCCUUCGUGAGCUCAGGGAAAGAGUCGAUGGCGUUCUAUUGGAAAAAGGACAGCUUGUUCACACGGCGAGGGAAGCUCUCGGAUGACCAGGCCAUGAAGGGUACUACGUUCAUGCUGGAUUACCGGAGUCAGAGCACGCCUGUGCCGCAGCUGUUGGGACUGUGUCAGUUUCUGGCGACGAGCUUGACGUUUGUCGGGCUGGAGUGCAUUGAUUUGUACUUGGACGACUGGAACAUCCUGAAGCUGACGAAGAAGAUGGCGCCUGCUAUGAAGGUUAACAUCCCGAAGGAGGUGAACCCCAAGACGAAGGAUGGGCUCAUGAAGAUCACGGACGUGGAACAUCAGAAUGCUCAGAUCGAUGCGCAGUGGAUGAAUGUGGUGGGAUGGAACAGAACAUUGCCGUCUCCCGUCAACGCCACAUCACAAUCUCAGGCGGACAAUUCUGGCUCGCUGCGUGGGUGGUUUUCGAAGUUCACUGCCGGCGUCUCGACGAAUGUGGCAUCACAGAAAGCACGCAAGGACGAGGAGGCACUGCAACGUGCCCUGGUGGAGGACCUGGCGGGCAACAGUAGGGCUACGGUGUUCUUACGAGUCAGCACGGUCAAGGUCCAGACGUUCGUGAGCAAGUCGCUGUCACAGGAGCUGGAGCGAGCGACCAAGAAACCUCCACCCAAGAACACCCGCAUCGCCAUCCUCACUUCAUCCUACGACGAGAGCUCCGCGUCCCUCUCGUCGGUAUCCGGUGCCGGCUCGAAGAAAGCUACCGAGAUCUUCUCCUCCGUCCUUCCAACCAAGAACGGCAAGAUAUUCAUCGGCUUUCCGACAGCUCAGACAACCGGUCUCCUCGCUCACAUCUCAGCACCCUCCGUCAUCCCCACUGUUGAGCGAGAGAGCAUCGAUCUAAACGCUCGCUACGUCCGCGACUGGAACGUGGAGAUGUUGCGAGUGGCCGGCAUUGCCUGCCGGAUAGCUUACGCUGGCGAGCUGACCGAGCUGGACUCGAAGCUGAAGCGCAUCCAGAAUGGUACUAAGAGUCCCAGCAAGGAUGAUCUCGCGGAUGUGAUGCCUUCGGCUAUACACAUAUGCAAGCAGUACCACUUCGAGGAGUCUACACCAUCCAUGAAAGUGGGUGACUACAUCGAAGAAGCGUUUUGGAUGUGCAACAAAACUGCCAGCAUCGAUGUGCUGUCCACGAGAGGUGUGUUGCCCAGCCAGGAUGUGAGAGUGGCGACGGAGGACUUGAGCUUCGUCGAAGGCAUACCGGUUGUGCCUGAUGAGUUAAUGGACAAGGCGAACGACUUUUUGACGAAAUUACGAGGAUAUGGAUUGCUGUCCGACAUUACUACUAGCGACAUCAAGAAGGAGUUGGAGAAGCAGGCGCUCUCCGAGAAGCAGCUUACGGAGCUGGUCAAGUGGGCAUGCACCAAAGUGUCGCGGCAGGACAUGGACGCCAGUGUGGUGCAGUCUCUUUUCGAUGGGACCGUGGCGACGAUCAAUGAUGAACACGUUGGCGCAUCAUCUAGCCCGGUGAUACAGCUUGGAUCGAUCAGCACGUUCGUAAACGUUUCGAAGAUACCAGCGGAGAUGCCUACACCUCCGCAAACUAUUCCCUUCAGGCUAACGAGGGGCCUCUCGCCGAGCCAGCUGCAGUCAAUCGGAUGGGAGGAACUGCAGAUCGUACCGUGGCUACGAUGGAUCAUCGAAAGCAAUAGUCAGGGCUUUGGAGCGGGCAAGAGCUUGACUGCGUCUUCUGAGGUGGCUGCGCAAGUGCUGCCGGUCGUCUCGAAGGCGUGGGAUGCUCUGUCGCAGUCUUCGAAGCAGACUGUCGUUGAGCUCCUCACACCACGAUCGGUCAUCCCGACCAAACUGGGCAUGCGAAAGCCACCGCAGGCUUACUUCGCGAGUGUCAAGCUCUUCGACGACCUGCCCACCAUCCACGGCUUGCAAGGCGUCAAGGAAAAAUUUCUUGGCGCUUUGGGCGUGCGGAAGACGGUAGAGUUGAGCGUAGUAUUUGAUAGGCUGAUGGCCAAGAACGAGAAGGCUGCGACUGGCGAGGAGGGCAAAUGGAGCCAUGUCGAUCUGAUCAAGUAUUUGGUCAGCGUCAAGGAGGAUAUCCCUUCUGAGGACAUUAAGAGACUCCGGACCACGCCACUUUGCACUGCUGAGACGCAGUCCGCAGAUCAGGCGAACAAGGGAAAGCUGUACCGGGUAUCAGAGCUCUACGAGCCGAACGAGUCGAUUCGCAAACUUGGACUGCCCGUCCUACACUGGCCAGGCCAGUACCGUCCGACGAGCCAAGAAGGGCGCUUCCUCAAGAUGCUCGGCCUCCAACCCUACCCAAGCGUCCCGGACCUCGUCAACAUCCUCGCCAAAGCGCCCACAAACAGCGAGCUCCAACAGAGCGCUAUCAACUACUGGGUCAUCAACAAUUACCAAAACGGCUACAACCAGUUCCCGAUCGGUAAAAUCGAAACGGCCUUCCUGCCCGUCCAGCCCUUCGAAGGCGAGCGCAACAACAUGGUCGCACGUCCGAAUCAAUGUUAUGCAGAUCCGAAGGCCUCCGUGCUGCGUUUCCGCAUCUUGCGCGAGGACCUGCAGCCGCAUCAUGCGAUUUUUGGGGUAGCGAUGCGUCCUUUCAUCGGCGCCUGCGCGGAUCGCCUGAUCAAGCAACCACCGCUCGACGUCGCGAGCGCAAAGAGCUUGUUUGGCUACUUCGCCGGUCGCCUCAAUGAGAUUGGACCAAACGGCAACAUCGCAGAGCAGUUGGGUGAUGCCCCCAUCGUACCCAUCCUGCAGCGCGCUUCCGGCGAUAAGAAAUAUGGCGUGCGCUUCAUCCCGCCUAAAGCGUGCUUCAUCGGCGACGGACAGACUUACGGCGAUAUCUUUGACUUUGUCGACUUUGGCGCUGAAGCGAAUACAUUCCUGCUGCGUGUCGGAUCAAAGCACGAACCCAGUGCGUUCGAGAUCGCGAACAUGAUUGUGCGCCAGCCUGCACGACUGCUGCAGACGCUGGGACAUGAGAAGUACCUCCAGAUCCUGCGCAAGAUCGCCGAGAACGCUGCGCAGCUGAAGAAAGACAAAACGCUCUGGUCGCAGCUAAAGUCCUCACCCUGCUUGCUGGCCGAGAAACAAGUCCUGCAGGUCCCCGAAGGCGACGAGAAAGUACGUGAGCUGGACGACGAGGAGUUGACGGUGAAAGAGUAUUCGCUCUGCGUCGCCUCGGGCAUGGUGUUACUAGACGACUUCGCCACCUACCGCCUCUUCCAGGCUAACCUGCUGGUGGCGCCGCAGGAGGAGGUGUUGGAGAAUCUGUACUCGGCGCUCGAGACGCCUUGGCUGAGUAAAUUGGUUGAGGACGAUCAGAGGAUGGGCGCUGUGCUGCGCGAUCAGACGCCUGCGGAGCGGUUGGGGAAGCUGAUCAUUGAGCGCUGUAGGCUGUUCUUGUACGAUCACACGGCGGAUGUGAUACGGCAUGAUGCGAAGUGGCUGGACCAGAACCUCAACGUCAAAGCUACAGAGUUCCUGCAAGUCACGCGAAGGUUGAAGGGGUACCGGAUGCAGUUCGUCGAAAAGCGUACAGCGGCUCUACACCGCGAGAGCAAGCACAAUGCCAUCUUGUACGUGACAGGGAAGUACGAUCUCUAUGAAGUCGCGAGGGCGAUUAUGCCGCUGUUGUUGAAGAAGCCGCGGCAGCAGGAUUACCUGGCGCUGGAGAUUUUGAUGGAGAGCGAUUUGAGGCGGUUGAAGACGAAGGGGUAUAAUGUUGAUCGUAUUCUGAGGGCCAAGGCGGCAGAGGCGAGGGUUGCGGAGAGCGAGCGGCAGAGGAAGGAGGAGGAGGGGCGGAGGUUGGCGGAGGAGGAAGGGAAGUUGAGGGCGCAGAGUAAGGCUUUGGAGAAUGGUGUUGCGGGUGGUAUGGCGAAUGGGAUGGAAAACGGCUCCACACCGCAACCUCAGCCCCCGCCUGCUGCGCCAGAUACACCGGAGAGGCAGCUCUCCAUGCCGGGCACCUUCAACGACUCCCCGCCUACGACCAGCAAGGGCAAGAAACCCAGCUUCUUCAACUCCAUCAGCAAACACCUCGGCAUCAACCAGAACGCCGCCACGUCCAGCGCCGCGGCGCAGCAGAUGCAAGCCAUGCUCACCAACGGGCACGACAACGACGCGCCGCCUCCCUACGAACCCCGCGACAUCUCUCGCGCUGGCGGGAGCUCUGCCGGUACUGAGCAGGUCUCCUCGCCGCGGGAUCUGCACGACAACCUCGAAUCCGCCGUCAAAGCCUCCCGCGCCUACGACUCCAACACCCUGUUCUCCCCGCCCCAGACGAAAGAUAUAAAGGAGACCCCCUCCUACUGCGACCCUCGUCCCGGCCACGACCUCACGCACGUCACCACCGACCCCUCAGGCAUCAAAAUCUUCCUCUCCCGCUCCUCCACCACCCCUUCUUCCGACUUCCUCGCUGCGAACAGCGCAGCCAUCUCCACUUUCUCGCAGAUCCUAAACGACUGCGCGACAAUCUUCUCCCUCCCCGCCUCCACGCUCAACAUCUUCCACGACUCCACCGGUGCAGCGAUCGCCUUCAACAGCUCCGGCUCCCUAUUCUGCAAUCUGCGGUACUUCAUGCAACUCCACGAGCAAGGCAUGGGCAGUGUAGAGGGACGGGUCGACGCGAUGGCGUAUUGGUGGAUCACGCUUUGUCAUGAAUUGGCGCAUAAUCUUGUCGGGGAUCAUGGGCCGGGGCAUAGUUUUUACACGGAGAGUUUUGUUGCGCAGUACUUCAGGAGGGUUGUUUGGUGGGUUGGGAGACAGGGGGUUGCGUGA
This is a messenger RNA of Saxophila tyrrhenica, 5244 nucleotides long. RefSeq lists its product as uncharacterized. The transcript has a single exon. Bases 1 to 5244 code for a protein of 1747 amino acids. The record is from RefSeq and is a predicted model, not a curated record. NCBI's taxonomy places the organism in Eukaryota, Fungi, Ascomycota, Dothideomycetes, Mycosphaerellales, Extremaceae.